This is a messenger RNA of Papaver somniferum (opium poppy), 1119 nucleotides long. RefSeq lists its product as uncharacterized. Gene Ontology annotation, cellular component: nucleus. The transcript has 5 exons. The record is from RefSeq and is a predicted model, not a curated record. Bases 291 to 824 code for a protein of 177 amino acids. NCBI's taxonomy places the organism in Eukaryota, Viridiplantae, Streptophyta, Magnoliopsida, Ranunculales, Papaveraceae. Gene Ontology annotation, molecular function: RNA binding.
AACGUGUAUUAAGUAGAUCUUUUGCCAAACAAACCUGUCAAUCGGUUAACAGAUUUGUAAUCGCCAGAAUUGUAACCAAUUAUUAUCAUGCACGUGUUAAAAUAUGACUGGCUCUAAAACCAAGAGUUUCGGCUAUAAAAACUGUUACCUUCCAUUAACGGAAACUUUAGUUACACAGUGAAGAAUUUUUCCUUGCAAAUUUUCUUCUUCUUCCGCCUUUUCAGGGAAAGAAAGUGAGUAAAUUCAUCCGGGAUUUUAAGAUUAGAGGAAGUGAGAAGAUUAUUAAUUCAAUGGCAGAGGCAGUUGUUGUUUCAUCACCGGCGCCGGCAGGCAUUAAGAAUGAAGGUGCAAUAAUUAGUAACGGAGGAGGAUCUCAUUAUAAGAAGAACCGGAUUCAAGUCUCUAAUACCAAGAAACCACUUUUCUUUUAUGUUAAUCUUGCUAAGAGGUACAUGCGACAACACAGCGAGGUUGAACUUUCUGCUUUGGGUAUGGCCAUUGCUACUGUUGUCACAAUUUCUGAAAUUCUGAAGAACCAUGGUCUCGCUAUUGAGAAAAAAUUGGUGACAUCCACUGUCGAUAUGAAAGAUGAAAAUAAGGGUAGAUUGGUUCAGAAAGCGAAGAUUGAGAUAUUGCUGGGAAAGACUGAGAAUUUCGAUAAUCUGAUGGCAAAAGCUGCUGCUGGUGCUGUUCCGGUUACUGCUGCUUCUGCAACAACAGCAUCAACAGAUGGUGCUGUUGUUUCUGCUGAAAAACAAUCGACAGAUGUUGUGGAUAACAACAAGGAAAAAGAAAGUGCGCAACCAAUGUCAGCCACAACUUAGAGAUGCUUUGUUCUUCUAUAACUAAUAUCAAGAGGACAUAUGAAGUAGCUAGACCGAGUUGUACUGUUGUGUUGCUGACAUGAUUUAUUAGAAGUUGUUAGAAAUUAAGGGGUAGACAGGAAAUCAAACUAUCUUGUUCUGGAGAACAAUGUGUGUGGACAUUUGAAUCUCCUUUCAUUUCUUUCUUCCUUGUUGUUGAAACACCUAUGUAGAAUAUAACUAUUAUUUUAUUUUAUUUUACAAUCUUGUUGUGGAGAACAACUCUGCUAGAGUUAAUGGAAUCUGUGAUUCACCA